AUGGCCACAUACAAGGCACAGAUGAGUGUACAGACCAGUUGCGAGGCCACAUGGUGUCGGUUCUUCCCCACCACUCUGAAGGGGCUCGCGCUGAAUUGGUUCCAAGAGCUGCCGGCCGGAAUCAUCACCGAUUUCGCGGUACUCGAGGACAUGUUUACCCAUCAAUUUGUGGCCGGAAAGAGGCAAAAGAAGACGAGUUUACACCUCAUGGGAGUCAAACAGGAGAAGAACGAAAGUCUAGCCGACUACAUAAAAAGGUUCAAUGAAGAAUCCUUAAAAGUAUCCGACCUGCAGGAUGCUGUUGCGUUCGCUGCUCUCAUGUCCGGAUUGCAGCCUGGCCGGCUCAGAUGGACAUUGGCAGAAAGUGAAGUCAAAACUUUUUCCGAGGCCAUGGCAAGGCCCGAUAUCAUCCAAGCGGCAGACAUUUGCCGUCAUUCGGAAGAGGGUAGUAAGAAGAGAAAGGAAGAAGGCAGCAACAGAGAUCAGCCCAAACAGCAAAAAACAGGCGGUAGGUCGGACAAAUUUACAGAUCAUGGAAACGACCCUCGUUUUACAAAAAUCGGAGAGAAAUAUACCUGGACAUCUAACAUAAGUCCAUGCUACCCAAUCCCCCACCCAUCAGGACCUCAGCCUACCGUAGAGACAAAAGCCAGUGGUGUGAGUACCACCGAGAAUGUGGUCAUACCACAAAAGAUUGUAGAGAACUGA
Beta vulgaris subsp. vulgaris (sugar beet) is the source of this 708-nucleotide messenger RNA. RefSeq lists its product as uncharacterized. The record is from RefSeq and is a predicted model, not a curated record. The transcript has a single exon. Lineage: Eukaryota; Viridiplantae; Streptophyta; Magnoliopsida; Caryophyllales; Amaranthaceae. The coding region runs from base 1 to 708 and encodes 235 amino acids.